AUGGGACCUCAGUUCGUGAGUGGAGUAAUUGUGAAGAUCAUUAGCACUGAGCCCCUGCCGGGCAGGAAGCAGAUCAAGGAUGCUUUGGCAGCACUGGCUGAUGUUGCUUAUGUUGACAUGCUGGAGGGAGACAUAGAAUGUCACGUCCGUUUUAAAACUCCUGAGGAUGCGCAGGUUAUCAUGAAAUCGUACAAAGAAAUACAGAUCAAAAACAACUGGAAGUUUGAAGUUCUCACUGGUGAUCACGAACAACGUUACUGGCAGAAGAUUCUAGUGGACAGACAAGCUAAACUUAACCAGCCUCGAGAAAAGAAGCGGGGUACUGAGAAGUUAAUUGCUAAAGCUGAAAGAAUGAGACUUGAAAAGACUCAACAAACAAGUAAACAUAUUCGCUUCACUGAAAAUAACUGA
This is a messenger RNA of Nestor notabilis (Kea), 411 nucleotides long. RefSeq names its product la-related protein 7-like. Gene Ontology annotation, molecular function: RNA binding. NCBI's taxonomy places the organism in Eukaryota, Metazoa, Chordata, Aves, Psittaciformes, Psittacidae. The record is from RefSeq and is a predicted model, not a curated record. The transcript is spliced from 4 exons. The coding region runs from base 1 to 411 and encodes 136 amino acids.